Messenger RNA from Amorphotheca resinae ATCC 22711, 636 nucleotides. RefSeq lists its product as hypothetical. The coding region runs from base 61 to 636 and encodes 191 amino acids. The record is from RefSeq and is a predicted model, not a curated record. The transcript has 3 exons. NCBI's taxonomy places the organism in Eukaryota, Fungi, Ascomycota, Leotiomycetes, Helotiales, Amorphothecaceae.
UUCGAAUUUGGCACCCGCUGUUGAAUACUGCGCCGAUCCUGUCUUGAAAGAUGAUCUAUCAUGGCGCAUAGCCAUUUCCGCCAGGAUCGGAAUACCUACGGGUUUGGACCUGGAAGACUUUUGAGCUUGCCUUGCCCCAAGAAUAGGUUCCAAAGUCUUACUCCUGUUCAGGGCGAUGCUGACCCCGACGAUUCAGAGCUUGAUGACAAUGACCUGGACGAUCGCAGUAAAGACCUUCUAGAUUGUUUGACCCUGACUGUCUCCUAUAGCUCUCCAAAACUUGCCAACGGUAGCCCUAAGCUCAGUUAUGGGCGCCAUACGCUUUAUUCUCAUGCUGAAAGACUCCCAAGCUCCUGCUCUACCAACCUAGACGACAAGUACCAUAGGUGGUGGAAUGAACGCGAAGUUGACAUCAAUGUUCUUCCAAUCAGCUCCGACUAUUCGUAUGUUCAGGACACAGAUGGAUUCUCAACCGGAGAAAUCAGCUUAGUCCUGGACGAAGCCUCUCGUAUGGCAACAUUUACUCAUGGAGGUUUGAAACGACGGAUUCAACUAGACAGACGUGUAGAAGUAUGGGAACUUCGCCAAAUACCUCACUUGAACGAGUACGAGUACGGACCCCGACUAAGGGUCUGA